UAAGAAAGUUGUAACAGUUAAAUUUGAAACUUCAUCCAUCUGCAGAGAAAAGCGGCUGUCACGCACCUUAUCAUUAAGGUGCUCCUCUUUGACAGAUAUUUGCCUGCUGAUUGUAUUAUUGGACAGAGGAAUAGCCCAUAGUUUGCUGGCUGCUGUGUCAUCAAUCAUAGUGAAAACCAUAGCCACAGCACAAGGAGUAUUAAUUCUUUGGCAGUUGUGCGGCUUUUGAGACUGUGCCACUCAGUAGACAACUUUAUAGGAGAUGAGAUGAGCAUCUGCCGGCACAAAUGCAGCUUUAGUAAAGAGACACUGUUCUUUGCUGAACCAAACCAUUGAGACGUUAAAGAACAAAGUGCUUCCUGCAGCCUUUCUUUUGCAUGCAUCAGGCACACGCACGAAGGAAAUGUGUUUCAUACAGUUAUUAGACCAGUCUUAUCUUAUCAUGGCCCUGCUUUGUUCUGGUUGUAAUUUUGGAUUCUAAGAUAUUUAAUGUACCAUAAUAAUUCAUAACAAUUUAUAGCUGUUGAGCAUUUAUUUUGCUUUUUAUGCUUUUUGGCUAAAUUACCCCCUUACAGACAUACUGCCAUAUCUAAUUUGUUACAAAAUUAAAUCAAAUCCAACACAAAAAUGAGUAUGAUGGACCAUGUUUUGGUUUCCUAGAGCAGGAAAUGUUCCUGUUAGACGUUUUUUGGAAAAGAAAAAAAUGUACUUCUUCUGGUGUAAGUCCUUCUAAGCAACCUUAGCUGCUGGGCUCUAUGCUGAUUAGUUCAGAGGCUCAAGAGUAAGUACAAGCAGCACACACAUGUGACUUUUGGUGGGCAAUUUGUUGCUACUUGUGUAGUGUAUUUUAAAAAAAGCAACUAAGCCUCAGUUUGGAGAAACUUGGAGAAACCCACAAGACAUUCAUGGUUAGUUGUAUUUCGACAUUUUCCAACUAUUUGCUCAUAAUGUGUGCCAACAGGCAUUUUCAGCAUUUUCCUUUUCUGGAUAUUUUUAGAUAUUAAUUAUUUAUUUUUAUCAGGAUAUAAACAUCUGAACUCUUUCAUCCCUCCCUGACGACUACAGUAGAAAACAGAGGUGUGUGUACUUUCAAUGUGAGUCUUCUGGACAACAAAACUGUUCGAAACACCACAGUUUUUUUCCAUCUUAAGAACAAACACUUGACAUACUCUGCUUUUAUGUUCAUGAUAGCAGGAGAAAAUGCCUCCCAAACGAUCAAAGAACAUGGGAGAUAUUAGGGACUUUCUUUCCAAGCAAACAAACAGUCCCAGUGGCAGCAGCAGCAAAGCAAGCAUGCAGCCAGAAGGACCUAAACCCCCUCAGGGAUUUACGCCAACUCGACCAAAGGAGGAAAAUGACAGUGAUUCCACUGUUCAACAUUCCCAUGAAUUUACAGUGAAAUUCAAUCAAGCUAGUUAUGAAUAUACUGUUCAGUGUAAUCAGCUUUGCACAGUGCUGGAAGCCAUAAAAUCAAACGAGAAAUGCAAUGAGAAGAUUAAGUGUGCAGAUGAGAACAUUAUCAUUCAGCUAGGUAAAGAGGAUAAGAAGUCAAUUGUUGCAACACAUUUGCCCUGUUCUUGUAUUGAUGAUGGUGAGUGUCUGAUCAUAUCACGUAGAGCAGAAAAAGUUGAAGGUAAAGUCCAACAUUCCAAAAUAGUGCAUCCAAAAGGGCACUAUUCUGUCUUCUAUAUAGACACAGUUGGUGGGCUACACACUAAAACAAAGGAACUUUUUAAAAAUAACGAUGUAAAACAGUUCAAGAACCUCUGUGUUUAUGGAGAAAAGGGAAUAACUGUGGCUGAGGCUCUGAAGAGAGACGGUCGCUUCAUUGAUGACCUUGGCAACUUUGAGCUGUCCAACAAUCAGGAUCCCAAACGCUUCACUGUAUGCACACAAAAGGUAGAAAAACUACACCAGAAACAAUUCAAGAUACGCCUUCCAAAAGAUAAAAAAGAAAACAAUGGAAAGUCACAAGAAAGCCCAACAAAUAAUUCUCAAAGUAAUUGUGAAAGAAGAUCAGAGUCAGAGAUCGUCUAUUUAGCACAACAGGAGGGAAUCCGUGUAAAAACCGCAGUGAAAGAAACCAGCAGUGAUGCUGAUAGAAACAAGAUUUAUGAACUACUGCGUGAGCAGUUUCCAGAUCUGAAACGAUGGAUGGAGAGUAGAUUCCCUGGUGAUUUGUAUCAGGAAGCACUGAAUCUCAGGAAGGAAAACUUUGGAAAGAUCCAGCAGUCCUUCAGUGAAGUUCACAGAGUCAGGAAGCUGCUAGAACUGGGAAAGUCAGUUUGCAAAGUCAUUGUUAAGGAUGUUUCUAUGGGAACAGGCUUCGUGCUGUUUGAUACUUUCAUCCUGACUAGUGCACAUUUGUUUCAAGGUUUUGUUGAAGGGAAGGAGCUGCAGCAGGAUGUAGAAGUGCUUGCUGUAUUUGACUACGAGAAGUCUGAGCCAGAAACAAAUUUCUACUACUUUAGAGCAGAGAAUACAUUCACUGACUUUGAUGCUGAUCUAGAUUAUGCAGUUCUGGAGCUCAACCCUGAAGGCUCAAAACCAAACCAGCAAACAAGAGCACAGAAUAUAAAGGUACCACCAGGGCUGCUCAGUGAGUUUGGACCACUGCCUGCCAAUGGUGAAGCCUGCAUCAUUGGACACCCAGCAGGGGGGUGAAAAAAAUGGAUCCUACAUGUAUCAUUGAGACAGAUAAGAGAGGGCAGGCUAUUGAUGAACAUUUGUAUCAGUACAAAAACCUGCUCAUCAUCAAAACGAUCAGUGAUUGGCUCAAAGAGCAUGGCAUUAAUGACAUAUUGAUAGGUGGACGUAAAGCAGGAAAGGUAGCGACCUACCACACUUUCAUGUAUCACGGUGCCUCUGGUUCUCCAGUGUUUGAUGGACUUGGCAGAGUUUUUGGUUUGCACACUGCAGGUUAUAUCUGUGAUUCAGUCAACAGUGAUGAGAGCGUCAUUGAAUAUGCCAUUCCUCUUCUUACUAUAUUUGAAAACUUUGUGGAAAAUCUGAAGGAAAGUGAAAAUAAGGAGCUGUUGAAGAAAGCUGAGAAGGCAGCAAAAAGAAACCCACACCUGAAAGAGAUACUCAAUGCUGAGGAGCCAAUGGAAGCCAGUUAGGUAUACAGAUUAGGGCAAAGUUGCAAACUAUUUCUGAUUUCAGAGAUUCCUUUUUUUCUAAUGCAUUAUUCUUCAAAGAAUUGAACACAUAAGAUGUAACCUGAACCUGUGCCUCUGGGGACCUGUGGUAUAAGGCACAGGAAGAUUUGAAGCUUAGUGAAGUUACUGUAGCCCUAUACUGAGAGAGAUUACAGUCAAAGCUUAUACUGCAGACAUAACCUCAUGCUGAGUAAAAUAAUUUAUAUAAUAAGAAAAUUUCUGACUUUGCGACUGAAAAACACAGAUACUUUGUAUUUACCCAUAAAGGCACACUACAAUGAUAUAGAUGUGAUGUUUUAAAACCAAGCUUGUAGCUGGCCUUAGUUUAAUGUUUAGACUUUAGUAGAAGUUUCUACUUAGUGGGUGUGUAGCUUUCUGUUCAGAUGUAUUACCCAGGGUUUUUAUUAUAUCUGUUUUUUUUGUUUUAUAACUAAUGGUGUUAUGAAAACCAUCCUUUGAAAAUCAUGUUGUUUUACCCCUUGUGUUUUAACAUUGCUGUGUAUGUUUAGUACAAUGUAAUACAAACCAUAUGCUGUUAACCUGUUUGUGACAUGUUUAGUGUUGUCAUUAUGAACUGUAAUGUUUCUUUGUUUUAAACUUUCCUUCCUGUUGAAAAAGGAAAUUUGUUUAUUUCAAGUCAAGAUUCUUUACACUCUAUUCUUGAAAAACCCACACAGGAAAAGAUUUUCUGUCAGACACAUUUUUUGAGGUUUGGUGUACAUGCCUUUUUGGCAAAACUUCCCAAAGAUAAAACGUGUCAUAGUGAGUAACACCAAUCCUUUUCUCCUGUUAUUAUUUCAGUUCUGAAUAAAUUUUUAAAAAAAAAUGCUAA
This is a messenger RNA of Haplochromis burtoni (Burton's mouthbrooder), 3990 nucleotides long. Its product is annotated as serine protease FAM111A-like. The record is from RefSeq and is a predicted model, not a curated record. Bases 1201 to 2664 code for a protein of 487 amino acids. NCBI's taxonomy places the organism in Eukaryota, Metazoa, Chordata, Actinopteri, Cichliformes, Cichlidae. The transcript has 4 exons.